Molecule: messenger RNA, 1572 nt
Organism: Ostertagia ostertagi
Lineage: Eukaryota; Metazoa; Nematoda; Chromadorea; Rhabditida; Trichostrongylidae
Source: the annotation of a GenBank genome assembly
AUGGGUGAUUCAGUGGUCAUUGACAAUGGUUUACAGCUAGCAGUGAUCGACUCAAAUUCGCCUUCCAAUUUUGAAGUCAUCUAUGAGAGCGAAACCAUGAGAAUGGUAUUGAGUUUGCGAUGUGUUGAGGAACCUGAUGAUCAUCUUGCCACAUUGUUAUCUUCUCCACGCAAAUUGAUAUCCCACGGUGCUUCCCAGAUAACUCAAAAGGGUUUUGCUUUCCUCAAUAAUGCCGUUAGCACUGCAAAAGAUAUUGGUGCCAACUCUGAUGUGCCUUAUAUACUGGAAGACGCAUGGAACAAAAUGAAUAUCAAGGAUGAUCUGGGUAGUCUCUUGCAAAAUGUGGUAGAUAUAGUCGAUCAAGCGGAUGAUGGAACUUUUUUCACACAACGCGAUGAGGUCAGGCCUAGUACUGUUUCUCGUCUGCCGGAUCAUGCUUAUGGUAAGUUUUAUUGCUGCUACUUGAAGGUAUGUUCUCGAAGUGACGUUGAAUCUCUUCCAGAAGCCAUCGAAGAGCCAGUGGCUAUCAAUGUUGUGCGUAAGGAAAAAGGAGUUCGUCGUAAAAGACUUUCUCAUUCCGAAUCUCACGAAAUCAGUGAUAGCCACUAUGACGACACAAUCUCCAUCGAUGAGAACACCCUUCUAGCUUUACGAAGGCAAGUUCUGGGGGACGCAUUUGUGAGCGAUAGCCCAUGCAUGUCUGGAGUUAGCAUCAACUCUACGCCUACAUGGAGUUCAAGGGAUAGCCCAAAAAGCAAUGACCAUCAUAUGCAGUCCGAGGAACAGAACGUCAUGGGUGUCAGCUCAUCACCAAAAGAUGAACCUUCUGCAGUUAUGGGAACACCCAGUCCUGAGCAUGAUCAAACUGAACAAAACUCACGUGAUGAUGGUCUUACACAGACUGAUGAAGGUCCUAGAGGAGAGUGCGAACAGUCAGAAAAUGUAGUUGACAGCCCAAAAGAGUCAGUACAAGGAGCAGAGUCGGUAACGGUUGCAUAUGAGUAUCUUUUGCAGCAGAACUCUCCACAGACAUCUUCCACAAAAUACGAGGUGGCUGCAAAUAAUGUGGACGCCCCUUGCAAGAUAAGGAGCAGAGUUAGUGGCGAAAGAUCACGUCGUAAUUUAGUGCUGAACGAUCGUGUUGAUAUAUGGACAAAAGUUGAUGCUGAGUCAAUCAUUUGGAUGGUUCGUCGGAAUGUCGGAUUUUGUGCUACUGAAACGCUAUCUACUACAACUCGAUUUGAUGAAUGUGCAGUGGAUGGUGGGGGAGUGACCGAGGUGUCCGUCGGCAACAAUUCGGCUUGGUACAUAACGAAGGAAGGGGUGUCGUUACAAAUGGAACUUCCUGAAAAGGCUAUCUUUUCAAAAGUUGACCGAGAUUGGCCACUAGUAUCUAUUUCUGCGUCUGAACAGGCUGUUUGGGCAAUACGUGCUGAUACCGGUGGACUAGUUGUUCGAGUGGGGUUACAUCGGUGCAAGAUGGGUCUGGAUUGGGUGGAAAUAGUACCGGAAGGGACCAUCCCGCUUAGUGUCAGUUUGCGUAUUUGGUACCAAUGGAUUUGUUUUGGAUAG